Molecule: messenger RNA, 1899 nt
Organism: Mollisia scopiformis
Lineage: Eukaryota; Fungi; Ascomycota; Leotiomycetes; Helotiales; Mollisiaceae
Product: FAD binding domain-containing protein
Exons: 5
Coding region: 1-1899 (632 amino acids)
Molecular function (GO): FAD binding; oxidoreductase activity
Source: RefSeq, a predicted model, not a curated record
AUGUUCUUCUUGUACGUCUUCUGGAUCCUCAUCCAGUCUUCCAUCUACGUACAAGGGUACAAUUUUCCGUAUGAAGGCAUCCAAUUAAACGAUAGCGACGUUCGAAACUAUUCUCGAAUAGCAUUCGGUGUCUCAUCCACUAUUUCCUCAAAUCCCACAAACUCGACCGGAUGUAAAGUCUAUCCUGGUGAUGCACAAUGGCCAAGCAUUUCAGAAUGGAACAAAUUCAACAGUACUCUUGGUGGAGUUCUUAUUAAAGGAGUACCCCCAGCUAGAGUUUGUUAUCAGCCAGGUUAUGAUGCCGCACAAUGUGCUGUGGUCACUUCAAAUUAUUACUACUCGAACUUCCGAAAUGACGAUCCUGUUUCCAUUGUGAAUGAAUGGUUGGAUGGAGAUUCAUGCGCUCCGUCUACGACUUCCAAUGCUACCGCAACCAAUUCGACAUGUAAUGUUGGAGCAUAUCCAGCGUAUGUUGUAAAUGCUACAACUGUGAAGCACAUUCAGAUGGCAGUGAAUUUUGCGAGAAAUUCGAACAUUCGUCUAAUAAUAAAGAACACAGGCCAUGACAUGCGCGGACAAUCAGCUGGUGCGGGCUCCCUGAGCAUCUGGACGCAUCAUCUAAAAGACUUCGAGUACCUUCCAUCUUACACCAUUGGCGAUUAUCAAGGAAAAGCCGCCAGAGUUGCAGCUGGUGUUGAAUCUUUGGAAUUGUCGGCUCAUAUGAGAGCUGCAAAUUCGACCAUUGUUGUACCUGGAGGAGGUACUGUCGGUUCCAUGGGAGGCUUCUUCCAAGGAGGCGGACAUUCAAGCUACACUUCUUAUUAUGGCCUGGGAGCUGAUCAAAUUCUGGCAAUGGAAGUGGUGACUGCUGACGGACGAUUUGUGACUGCUGAUCCCAACAAUAACACAGAUCUCUUUUGGGCACUUCGUGGCGGCGGGGGAGGAACUUACGGUGUAGUGACUUCAGCAAUCACCAAAGCAUACGACGCGAUACCAAUGGGUUUCUCAAGUGUUAUCUUCACUACAGCCAAUCUGUCAAAAUACGUCACCACAGUAUCAAACGAGACAUUCUGGACCGGUAUUCGAGCUUACUUGAAAUUUGGACCCCAAAUAUGCGACGCUGGAGGCAUCGGUUAUAAUUUUAUCAACCACGGCCCCAAUGGUACAUUGACAUUUACAACCUCCAUAACAAUUCCAGGAAUGAACUUCACAGAAGCAAACGACUUUGCCUCUGGCCUCUUCACAGAACUUAAUGACGUCGGAGUAAAUAUCACAAAUCCAUUCGCAACACCGGUAUCCGCUUCCGAAGUAUCAAGACUAGUAGCUGCGGCAUAUCCAUCUCGUGGACCAGGAGAAAUGAACACCCGUCUCGCCAGCCGCCUUUUCCCUCGCGAGAACUUCGAGGACGACGAUUUACUAGACGACACGCUGGGCGUAAUCCGAACAUUCGUCGAAGAAGGUGGCUAUACCUUCCACGGAGUCAAUCACUGUCCGACGAUGGAAGUCGCAGGCAACCCAGACAAUGCCGUCAACCCCGCAUACCGCAGAGCAGCCAUGCACGCACAAGGCUGGAAUUCCGGCCCAGCAGUCGGUCCAAUUGAGGUCCAGAAAAAGGAUUACGAACGCUUUAGUAGGUAUUUUCAGCCGUGGAGAGAUGUGAGUCCGGAGGCGGGUAGUUAUAUGGGAGAAGCGGAUGCGGCGGAACCAGAGUGGCAGCAGAGUUUCUAUGGGGAUAAUUAUGAGAAAUUGUUGGGGAUUAAGCAGACUUAUGAUCCUUGGGGUUUGUUUUGGGUGAAUACUGGGGUGGGGAGUGAGGGUUGGGAAGUGAAGACGCCGGUUGCGGGAUGGCCGACUCAAAAUGGACCUCUAUGCCGAACAAAUGCCACUGUUAGAGGAUAG